AGUGCUGGACACACUCUGGAGACUGAGUGCCUCACUCUGAAUGCUGCAUGUUGCUGUUUGCACUUCAACAGUAUUGAAACAGAGUCCGCGUUUUCAGAUUCAGUCAGUUGCUGCUGUCUCCUAUUCUCUGACCCUCUUUCUGCAUGUUUCUGUCUCUAUUAAUUUAUUAAUUUUUAUUUAUUUAUUUAUUUAGUGUGUGGGUGUGUGUUUUGUGUAGGAGGCUCUAGCAGACCAUUGUCGGAUGUUUGUACUCAUUUAGAGGAAGAGUUAUCACUGAGGUGAAGUGACGGAUGCUCAUCCAGCACCUGCUUUCUUUGAUCCACAUGACAGGUGAUGUUCAAUUUGAAUUUACCAGACUGAAGUAGACAGAGAUCAAAGCACUUACUAAGGAUAUUCAGGGAAAUGAACACCUCACAUCAUCAUGGACUGCAUCAUUCAUACCGAAAUCACAGCCAGGGAGCUUUGCCAGUGGGAAAGCCUGAUCAAGGUGAGAGAGGAUCAGCCUCUGGAUGCUAUGAGCAGCUCCUCAUCUCCACAGAGGUCUUCCUCACACUCGGGCUCGUCAGUCUCCUGGAGAACAUUUUAGUGAUUGCUGCUAUUAUCAAGAACAAGAACCUUCAUUCUCCCAUGUACUUCUUUAUCUGCAGUUUAGCUGUAGCAGACUUGUUGGUCAGUGUCUCCAAUGCCUCCGAAACAGUAGUGAUGGCACUCAUCACGGGGGGCAACCUGACCAAUCGCGAGAGCAUCAUCAAGAACAUGGACAACAUUUUUGACUCAAUGAUCUGCAGCUCGCUGUUGGCCUCCAUUUGGAGUUUGUUGGCCAUUGCGGUGGACCGCUACAUCACGAUCUUCUACGCCUUGCGCUACCACAACAUCAUGACCCAACGGCGGGCGGGCACCAUCAUCACCUGCAUCUGGACCUUCUGCACGGUCUCUGGCGUGCUCUUUAUUGUGUACUCGGAGAGCACCACCGUUCUCAUCUGCCUUAUCAGCAUGUUCUUCACCAUGCUGGCGCUUAUGGCCUCGCUUUAUGUCCACAUGUUUCUUCUAGCCCGGCUGCACAUGAAGCGCAUUGCUGCCCUUCCUGGCAAUGCCCCUAUCUGGCAGGCCGCAAAUAUGAAAGGUGCCAUCACAAUCACUAUCCUGCUGGGAGUAUUUGUGGUGUGCUGGGCUCCCUUUUUCUUACACCUCAUCCUCAUGAUAUCUUGCCCUCGGAACCCCUAUUGCAUCUGCUUCAUGUCCCACUUCAACAUGUAUCUGAUCCUCAUUAUGUGCAACUCGGUCAUAGACCCUCUCAUCUAUGCCUUCAGGAGCCAAGAGAUGAGGAAAACCUUCAAGGAGAUCUGCUGCUGCUGGUAUGGACUGACCUCUCUGUGUGUGUAAGCUUGUUUCUGUUUGACGUCAAGGUACUGAUUGGAAGAUGUUGACUUGCUGGAUGAUGCUGAGAAUGUAGAAGAUCUAACUGCACUGCAUAGCUUAUGUGAUUUUUCUGCACACAUUUAUUUGAUGCCCAGAGAAAUGUGAUACUGUGGCUGUGCUGACCAUGAAAAAAAAUGCUAAUGUUAAUGAUUUAAGUAUUCAGUUCUUUUAUUCAUUGACAUGCUGUUUUGGGUGUUUAUUUAUAUCUCAUUUGUUUUAUCUGCUGAAUAAGAAAUCAAAAAGUCAAAGUGGCAAUAUUUAAAAGCAUUAAAUGACAGAAAAUGUAUAGGAUGGUGUGUGUGUGUUGUGAUUCAGUUACUUAAGGACAUACACAAUAUUUAGCUACUGUGAUUAUGUUCUCUCAGCAGGUUGGUACUUCAGUUAUCCAGCUCAAGAACAGUUGCAGCUUAAUAAAUGUGUUUCAUACAUAUGAAUUUAUUUUUUUGUAUUUUGUAAGUUAAGAUCAUUUCAUUUAACUUUUGUAAUGCCAUCUCAUUGUGCAAAUAAAACAAA
This is a messenger RNA of Cyprinus carpio (common carp), 1932 nucleotides long. RefSeq names its product melanocortin receptor 4. The record is from RefSeq and is a predicted model, not a curated record. Gene Ontology annotation, molecular function: melanocyte-stimulating hormone receptor activity. NCBI's taxonomy places the organism in Eukaryota, Metazoa, Chordata, Actinopteri, Cypriniformes, Cyprinidae. Gene Ontology annotation, biological process: G protein-coupled receptor signaling pathway. Gene Ontology annotation, cellular component: membrane.